CCGGAAAUGAGGUCACGGAGGGAAGCCCCGGCGGGGAGACUCGGCCCCGAAAGCGGUGGUCGUUGGAGGUGGCUGCGGCAGCCGAUGUGGCCUCAUGGAUGAGCUGGUACAUGACUUAGCCUCAGCCUUGGAGCAGACAUCUGAGCAGAAUAAGCUUGGUGAACUCUGGGAGGAGAUGGCCCUGAGCCCUCGGCAGCAGAGGCGGCAGCUUCGCAAACGCAGAGGCCGGAAGCGCCGUUCAGACUUCACUCACCUGGCGGAGCAUACCUGCUGCUACAGUGAGGCCUCCGAGUCAAGUCUGGAUGAGGCUAUUAAGGACUGUCGAGAAAUGGCCCCAGUCACCAAUUUUAGUGACUCUGAUGACACCAUGGUAGCCAAACGACACCCAGCUCUCAACGCCAUUGUUAAGAGUAAGCAACAUUCUUGGCAUGAAUCUGACUCUUUUACUGAAAAUGCACCUUGUCGACCACUCCGGCGCCGGCGUAAGGUGAAGCGAGUGACCUCAGAGGUGGCUGCCAGCCUUCAGCAGAAGCUCAAGGUGUCAGAUUGGAGCUAUGAGAGAGGCUGCAGGUUCAAGUCUGCUAAGAAGCAGCGUCUGUCCCGCUGGAAGGAGAAUAGUCCCUGGACCUCGUCAGGUCAUGGGUUGUGUGAAUCAGCAGAAAAUAGGACUUUCCUAAGCAAAACGGGAAGGAAAGAAAGGAUGGAAUGUGAAGCAGAUGAACAAAAACAGGGUUCUGAUGAGAACAUGUCAGAAUGGUUAUUACAAGAUACUGAAUAUAGUUCCCUGUGCUAUAUACAUGAAACCAGCAGUGUGUGUAGCAGCAGUGACACAGGGCUCUUUACCAACGAUGAAGGACGGCAAGGGGAUGAUGAGCAGAGUGAUUGGUUCUAUGAAGGAGAGUGUGUCACAGGAUUCACUGUCCCCAAUCUUCUGCCCAAGUGGGCUCCUGAUCAUUGCUCUGAAGUAGAAAGAAUGGAUUCUGGACUGGAUAAACUUUCAGAUUCCACAUUCCUUUUGCCUUCUCGACCAGCUCAAAGAGGGUACCAUGCUCGCUUGAAUCGUCUCCCUGGAGCUGCAGCUCGGUGCCUCAGAAAGGGGCGAAGAAGGCUUGUUGGGAAGGACACCAGCAUAAGUAAUUUGGGUACUGAGAGGAUAGGCCACAUCAUUAGUGACCCUCGGCAGAAAGAAAAGAAUAAAGCUUUGGCUUCUGAUUUUCCUCACAUUUCUGCUUGUUCACAUGAGUUUAAUCCUCUUUCUCCCCUUUACUCCCUGGACGUUCUUGCUGAUGCUUCUCACCGAAGGUGUUCACCAGCGCACUGCUCUGCCAGACAGGCAAGCAUUCACCUGGGACCCCCGUGUUCACGUGACAUCAAGAGGAAACGGAAACCUGUGGCCACAGCAUCUCUGUCCAGCCCAAGUGCAGUUCACAUGGAGGCAGUGGAGCCAACCACACCAGCAUCACAGGCCCCCAAGUCUCCAGACUCUGAGUGGUUGGUUAGGACCUCUGCUGCAGAGAAAACCACAGACUCAGCUGCAGCUACGUUUUUUAAAAUGCCACAAGAAAAGAGCCCUGGAUACAGCUAGAAAGCAGGACUUCACCCACCAAGAGCCGACUGGAUGUUUGAAACAAAGUUAGACUUUGUAUCAUAUUAUCUUGCAUAUCUUAAUUGACAUUCCCAACCCUUUCACCACCAGGACUGACUCCUCUUCAAACAAAGAACUCUCUUAGAAAAUCAUGUUGUGGAAAUCUUUUUUUUUUUUUUUUAAUUGUAAAAUAUUGGGGCAGCAAUUUUUAUUUUUAAAAAGCUCAUCCUGUGCUAUAUUUGUUACAUUGCUAUUGCUGUCCCAACAGUUACCUACAGCUCUGUUUACAGAGCUGUUACUUUUUUGCAGGUAUGUCUUUUUUCUUGAAAAACUAGUAACUGCUUUUGCAAGUUUUUUGGGUAGAGCUUUUAAUACCAUUUGAGGAAGUUCCAGAUUUGCAGUCAGUUCCAGACAAAUUUGAACACAGGGUUAAGACCUGUGUAUGGAAUUGUUUGCAGGAGAUAAGGCUUGCCUUUGAGCCUGGUCUUCAUUCAGGCAGAGUGCCAAUGAGAAAAAUCUAGCAAGUUCUCGAUUUGGAGCCUCAAAAGAGACACCAGCAGCGUGGGCCUUGGGAACUUACUCCAUUUUUGUAGACAGCCUAAUGGGAUCGUCAGCAGCUGCGCUGGACUUUGCCUCAUCUCCAAAGUUCAUGUUCUGCCAAAAGAGGACCUGUUAUGUAUCUACACAGAUUGGUGUAAAGAAGAUGGGUUAGGUGUUCAGCAACUUUAAAAUAGUCAGUGGAUUGUAUCUUAAUACUUCAUGUCGCAGUGUAGUAAGCCUUUAUGUACUAAACGAGAUUUUUAUUGUUAGUAUUAUAGGUCAAUAACCUGCAGCAGAAAUUCAUACUCUAUUAUAAUAACGGCUUCUCGGGGCCAUACCUUGGAGAGGAAAAAUGCCUUUUUGUCAUGCCUUUCUACUUGGCGUGUUUAUGAGGGCUCAGCUGCACGUAGUUAUAUACACAGCCGUGCCUGAAGUUGGAUGCCCCUUUGUCAGAAUGAGGAAUAAGUGACUGCCUCAAGCUGCUGGAGAAAAGCCACCCUUUCUAAAAAAGCAUUAUCAAAAGUGUCAUUCAGGGGCCUGGUUGACAGAAGGGCUCUUUCUUUGGGCAAAUUGAGUGCUUUUAUUCUGAAAUACACUGAAGCUGUUCUCCAGCGCCCGCUGCCCAGGUGACUUUCUUGAGGAACUCCCACUCCUGCGCCUGAGCCGGUGCUGAGCAGGACAGAGCCUCCUCUCCCUGCACGCGGUUGUCCAUUUUUCUCACACAGAUUGCAAUGGUGAGCUGCUCUGUUGUGUUCCUUUAGAGAUCGUUGUCCUUUUCAGUGGUAGCUCCAGAAUGUCCUUAUCGGUGGGGUGAGUGUGAAUCUAGUGGGGAGGAGGGACUUGAAACUAAGCUUACAUAGCACUUUAUGCAAGGCUGAGAGCAUGGAGGGGGGGCAGGCGGAGGUGCCGGAGUGAGGAGGAGCACUAAAGCCAGCGCAGCAUCCCCAGGGCCACUGGGUUCCCCUGCAUAGCGGGUGCACCUCCCCUCCCUGUGGCUGCGCCCACAGGAGAGAAAACAGUGUCUGUUGAGUGUAAGUGGCUCUACUCAAUUGUUUUAGUGAUGAGGGUAGGUUUUUGUUGUCAUAUGUACAUUUUUACCUAGUCCCCAUAGUGUCCUAAGGCACGUAUUUCUAACAUAACUUGUUGGAUUUAAGGGAGAACUCCAUGGACAUAAUUUUAUUUUCUUUGCACUGAGCUCCAGUGGCUCAUGCAGAGAUGGGUCCUGUGAUCGUGGCCUAUUGAAGACCCUGCAGUCCAGGCAGCAUCUCUUCUUCAUAACAUGUGGCCUAAUAGUUCUUCCUACAUGUGAUUAAAAGUAAUUUAUACAUACAACUUUAUUUAUUUUAAACAUCUCUGUGGUGACAGAGUUUAGUGACUUGCCCCAAAUCAUAUAAUCAAGCUAAGGCUUAAAAUCCCAGACUUUAAGACUUUUCCUGCCCUAGGUUAUAAUCUUUUUUGUUGUUGUUGUUUACAACCUGAGUCACUCUGAGACCCAUAUUUUUGAAACGGUAUGCCAUGAAUGUUUAUCAUUUUUGAGGUAUGCUCUCCUACUAUUUUGAAUACUUUCAACAGGGAGCACUCAGAAAUGCCGUAUGUACCUGUAAUAAGUAGGAAAGGAAGUUAAUUGCCUAAGAGACUAGCCAUUAAGCACACAAAUACUUUUCCAACACAGGGUUGUAAAUUGCGCUGCUUAUUUUAAGCUGCUGCAUGAGCAUGCUUACAAAAUUAUUAACUGACUUAUUCUGCUUGUUUUUUUGUAUGAGUCCAUUCCAGAGAAAUAACCUUAGAAUCAAGUGUCUUUUGAAUCUUAAAUUUUAAAUUUCCUUUUUAUAUGACAAAGUAUAUAAUGUCAUAAAUCAAGAAAAAUCUGUUACCUUUCAACAAAAGAUAAUUUCACAAUCAGGUUUUGUAAUGUGUUAAAAAAAAAAAACUGUGAUAGCUUGACUUCCUUUGAGGAUGAUCAUUGAGCUCACAUGUGUUUGAUCUGCUCAAAAGUAAUAACUGAAGCAGAGUUCCACAGUUCUUAUUUCAGGGUUCUGAUUUUUCCCAGCUGGCUGCACAGUCUGCCUGUCUGAAUCCUAAUCUUGGGUAUUUUUCACAGUGGGCAAAGGCAAGACAUUAUCUACUUGCAUGAGCAUUAUUCCUAAAGGAUAGUUUUGCUUAUGAGUUUAAGGGAAUUUGAGAUUGUUUUUCAGAUGCAGUAUUUUAAAGGGAAAAACUUAUUUUCAUCAAAACUCGUGUUGCUUUUUGGUAAGAACUGUUCAGAAGAAGAAAUUAGUAGCUGUUUAAUGGUGCUAAAUUUGGGAAGGGCAGGGUAUGAUCUUUAUUGAGUGGUCUGUUCUUGAUAAAUAGGCCUCAUUUAGCACUGAAUUCUUUAGAAAUCAAAUGCAGUUGAAAAUUUCAGUAGGUGUUCUGUGCGGUUCAGUGGGUUUGUAGAUGUAAUUCUUGGUGUAUUUGUGGGAGACGGCGAGCUGUGAGUCUCUCUACUCCACCAUCUUGGUACCUCCUGCCUGAAAAUUUCAGAUGACGUGGUUUUGCUGGGCUAUAGAAACAGGCUGCAAAUAAGGCCAUUUUGGCAACAAAAUGACCAAAAGCUGAAAUAAAGCUUCUUAAUCUGUGAUACUUAUUGCAUCCUUUGCUAAGAGCAGCACCUAGGACAGGUAGUUAAACCAUUUCUGAAUCCAAAUAGAUGAAUGUGAUACAUCCUUGCAUUUGGAAUCAGAAAUGCAAUCUAGACCAUAGCAUAGCAAGUUCUGAUGCUGCAAAGUACAGGGGCAGAGUGACCACAGAUGUCAUUUAGAGUUGAACAAGUCACAGAAUGUCACAAGUAAGGAGUUAGGCUGGCGUUGUCAUUGCUGAUGUGAUGGGGUCUCCACUUUGGCUCCAGGCAGAGACUCCUGGUGAUGCAUGAUUCAUUUUCAGUCUUUGCUUUAUUUUGACUUCAUUACCAUGGUUCCGAGCACAAGCUUUUUAAAAGUUUCCUGGGGAGAAGGCUAUGUACAGAUCUCAGCAUUAGAAGCUGUAUUCAGCAUUCUGUAUGUUUGGUGAACCUUAUCUGAGCGGGAAUGAGAACAGAGUGGCUUUCUCUAGCAGCUGUGGAUACAGUCUAGUUGGGGGCAUAGCUUACAGGAUGUCUCAUGGGUUCAUGGAAUGGCAGGAGAGGAAGAAGCAGUUUGAUCUUGCUGUCAGCUGCUCCCUUUGUUAAUGUUUGAGCUGCGCAUUUUACUUGUCAGUAUUUCCUUAUCUCCCACUCCAUUCAUGACAGUUAGUGGAGUUACUGAUAGUGACAGCAAUCAAGUUGGGUUCCUACCCAAUUAGAAACCUGGUACAGAGGGAAAAGAUGAGGAAAUUGGUGGGUUCUGCUGUUAGCACAAAACAGAUGAACAUCAAAUGCCUGGGAAUAGCAACAUCAAAAAGAAACAAGGAAAUUUGAGUGAUCUUGCUGCAGACUCUGAAUUAUAAGGUUUUUAACAAGCCCAGCAAAACAAACUUAUGGCCAAAAGAAGAAACUUCCUUGAUACUGCACUGAACUUGGUAAAAUUGCCAAAUGUGGGGAAUAAAAAUUUUUUCAAGCAUGGUAUUGAAGAGUGGGGCAGAUCCUGAAGAUGGUCACCAGGGAAAGCAAUCUUGGCAAGGUCCAGAGUGGGAUGGCAAGGGGAGGAGAGGGAGAGAUGCUUAGAGCAAGGGUGCUGAGGCCCUUAGGCCAACAGCAUCAACACAUUCUCUCUUCCACCAGAUCUGCUGAAUCAGAAACUGAGGGCAAGGCCCAGCAGUCUUUUACAGGCCCUCCAAGGGAUUCCGGUGCACACUGAUGCUUGAGAACCACAAGCUUUGCCACAGUUGAAAAGAAAUGUUUUAAUAUACUGGUAUCCCCCCGAGGCUCUGAGGUGCUUUUAUAUUUUCCUCCUUAAGUAUAGAGGUGUUUUUGUACAGUUCUUUGCAGAAACUGUUAAAUGUCUUUAUUUCCUAUACUUUUCCCCUCAAGCUCCUGAAAGAUCUCCUGGAAACACUGAGAAAGGAUGAUGUGGAGAAAAUGCCAUUGAGGCCGUUUUUAGAUGGAUGGAAACAACCUUUUAAAAGUGGAUUAAAAUAUAACAAUGGAGUUUUAGUCUGUGAAUGAUAGUCAUGUUUUACAGUUGACAGUAAAACAUUAGUGUAAGAUACUGCCAUCCGUGAUUUUAUGAUACUUGUUCGUUACAUCUUAGUUUCAUGUGAAAAUGCCAUGUAUUUUCCAGUAUCAUCAUGAUGACGACUUUAAGGUGUGGCUCACAAAAAUGAAACAAAUAAUUGGAAAGAAAAACCACCCUGAGUACAUAGCUAUUGUGUAAUAAACACCUGUUGAGUUAUUGGUAAUCUUUUGCUGGGAAUUAAUCUCAGUACUUCAGAGCGUGUGAAAACCGAUUUUCAGUGAUGCCACUUAAUCACACCCCGUUGUCUUUGUUUUACAUUUCAGCUAGUGAUGCUACAGGGGUUGGGGGCCAACAGUAGCAGCAUGUUAUAUUUUUUUGUUGUCUGACUUACGGAUUUGGUGUUUCAGAAUAUAAUCAUCUUAAAGCUUUGAAAUUAAGUCAUGGCCAUUUCUUUAGAUGUUAUUUGGCCCUACUUUAUUACUAAAGCCUACAACCCGAAGCUCUGUCUUUCUGGGAGUAUGUGUGGCUAUGGAGGAGUGCGCUGGUAUCACUUCCUCAGGUGCUCAUGUUUUGUGCCUGGAUCUUUAUUUAUAAAAGGGACUGGGUGAUGACACGGAGAGGCCAGUGCUAUUGAAAGUCACAUGUUACUCACAGUUCCCCUAAAAACAUGUGGCAUGGCUCGACAUGCAGGGUCGCAGGACAAACACCAGGUUUACGUCAGCAGGCAGAAGACCCGGAGCAAGUGAUAGGUUUAGGCCAGAGCCUUGAUUGGAGUUUUCCCCAGAAAGGCUAAGCAGGGCAGGGAGAACAGUUCAGGAGUGGCUAGUGAAUAAUUCCAUGGCCUUUGGGCUACAUUGUGGGCUCCAGUUGCCUGGUGCUUGGCCCUGGGAUCACUGCUUCCUGGGGUGUGCAGGCCAGAUGCAGGAGGAAUGGCUCCAUCAGGCCUGGUUAGUCUGCAUGUCAAGAACACGAACGUGCUGCGGGCUGAGUCCUUCGCCAUCUCUAAGAACUGGCCAGCCCUGGGAAGGGCGGUCUCUCUCCAGCCAGAAAGGUUUUUUAAGAUGUCAAAAAACAUGAUUAAUACACAUGUAUAGGGUGUUUAACUCUUCUUUCAAUUCUUGUAGUCUUUUAAAACACCAUAUAAUUUUUCCCUUCCAUCUUGAAAACCAGUUAAAAGUACCUCUGGCCAAAAUGUUAGUGUUACUAGAUAUUAUCAAGGUGUGAGGACAUAAAAGUACUUUAAAGAUGUAAAUUAUGAAAAUUAUGAAAAUUAAUGGGUUUUUUUUUUACCUAAAAGUGAGUUCUGACCCUUGCAGAUCCCUCAUUCAAAUAUUUUUCAUUGAAAAAAGGAAAGAAAAUGUCAAGGAACUUACAAACGGCCUUGGUGACUUUGACUGAAAUCACCGUGUUUGACUAUGUAUAGAUUUUUCGUCUUGCUCCUCCCAGUGGGCCAUGUAUUUCUCCAUGAAACAUCUGCCACCCCAAAAUCAUGCUGAUAAUUUGAAUUGCUCUAAAUAUCUCAUUCAACCUCCCACCUGUUGUCAGCAGCUCUUGCAAACUGGCCAUUUUAAACCCUUCCAGCCCCCACCUUUCAACCCUGGCAGCUCUCACCCUCCCCUAACAGACAAUAGAGCAUUCGGCGGGAAACCCCAGUCAGUCACCUUCGUGUACACCCUUCCUCACCUCUUCUUUGUCUUUGUCUUGCCUGUCCUGCCCCUAAUGAAUCCUUUCUUCUACACUCUCCCUUCAUCGAAUGCCUUGCUUAGUACAGCUUCUCCUGACAUACGGCUUUGCUUUUAAACACAUUCAAAGUCUCCCCCUUCAAACAAAAAUACCCUUCCUCAACCCCUUGAACCCCUUGACUAGCACUGAAGUACUGCCCUCUCCUACACUUUCUGUCCGUUGUUAAUUCCACUGAAGCAGUAGUUUUUAUGGCUGCGCCCUGUGAUCAUCUCGGAAGAUUUUUUUAGAAUCCUGAUUCUCCCAACUGAACCACAGACCAGUCACACCAGAAUGUGGUGGAACAGCCUUUUUAAAGCAAGGACAUGCAGCCACCGUGCAGCCGGGGCUGAGAGCCAACAUGCUAAAAUCUGGUCGUACCCUCGCCGCCAUGAAAAUUGUUCUUGCUGGGUCCCGCUGGUGACUUUAGCUGCCAACAUUUAGUCCUUAGGUUGAUCUUUAUGUCUUGAUACCAUAUCAUCUCUUCUUUUCUGGAAUUCUACCUUUUCUGACCCUGCCCACCUGACUUUCCUUGUACUUACUUGCUCUUUUUUAGCCUCCACAGGUGGGCAGGUUGGUGUGGAGGUCAGUCCAACAUAGACUGACUCUGCUCUCACCUCCAGUACUUCAGUUAACACCUAUGUGCUAAUGAAUUCCUUUUGCCACACCAUCAUAACGCACUGGCCUAAAGCACAGACCUGGAGCGAAGCACUUACCUGCAGUAAUAAUGACUGUAAGGCCUACUCAAGGUGUCUGUUCCCACUUUUUGUUCCUCCUUCAAGCCCACUGAAGUAGGAAGUGGGAAGAAUUGCUGACCACGUUAGUCAGAUUCUAAGAUGGAUCACCCUUAUUUACUAGUGGGUGGAGUUGCUGAUCAUGAAAAGUCAGGCUGCACUGUGGUCCCCCAUCUGCUUUCUCCUUUCCAGGGUGUUGGACUGGUGAGGAGGCCUGGGCCCGCUUCUCCCUAGGAGGAAGCUACUCCCAUCUAGUGCUCGCUUCAGUUUUUUUUAUUUGCUGCAGUUGGUAAAGAUUUUAGUUUGGGUUUAGGGGAUGAGACAGAACCAUUCCUUCACCACUUUUGACCUUGGGUACCACGUUGGAGCUUACUUUAUCAGACAAGUUUUUAUUAGGGUCUCAGGCACUAUUCCUACUGCUGAUAAAGUGGGACUUGAUUUCCCACUUCACUACCAUCACCGCAUGCUGCCUCUGGAGCUGUGUGUAGGGGUUCCAUCCUCACCAGAAGGGACGCUGUUCCUGGCUUCUGGGCACCACUAGUUUCUGAUUCAAAAUCUGGGAUGGCUGGAUCAAAUUAGUAGUCAGGUGCCUAUGUCCUACCUCCAGGAAUGUUUAGCUUCCACUGGGAAUGGAUGAAUUCUUCAAGCGUAGGAGGGCAGUUUAGAUGCUGAACAGCCGACAGGGAUAGCAAAGGUCCAUUAGAGCCAUCGCCCUAUUCACUGAUUCAACAGGCAUGUACUUGGCACUCACUAAGCAGGCUUCCUUAGGAAUCUCUUGGGGAAGAGGGUGGCUGCUCCAAAGCAGAAUAUUCCUGGUUUCCUUAGAUAUACUCUGCUUGAACCAGUAGAUAGUAGAACCUAUCCAGAGCCCAUCAUCCUACUACCAUUACUACUACUACUAAUGAUAUUAAUAAAAUAAAUUUUAUUAAAAGUAAUAUUUGCUGAGUAUUAUAUGCCAUUUGUAAAUAGCAUCUCAAUCUUCAACAACUCUAAGAUAAGUGCUUUUAUCUCUAUUUUAAAGCAACGAAAUACUCUCAAAGCUAGAAAUUAAUUUACUCAAAGUCACAGCUAGUUAAGUGUCAACGAGGACUCAAAUUUUAAGUCUGUUUGAUGCUAGAGUUUCCAUUGCCAACUGAUACCCUAUGCUGCCCCUUUUCAUAAUAUUGGUGAACUAUUGGUGGGCAUGUAUAUCUGAAAUAAACUACGUGCCCCCCAGCCCAGAAUCGGGUGUCUGGUGAGACCCUUUUACUUCAUCUACCUGUUACUCCUGAUGAGCUGACUCCCUGUCAGAGCAGCUGGGAAUGGGCUGGUCUCUUCUCUGUGCCUACAUAUUGAAAGAAGAUGGCCAGUUUCUGUGGCAUUCUCUUAAAAAUGGGCUACUUUUAUUUUUGAAAGUGACUAGAGCAAAAGUCAAUAUAAUCUUCCAAACCUAUGGCAAUAAAAAAUAUUGCCCUUUGUGUGCCAAAGCAAAACUGGUCCCUGAACUAGGAAGACAUGACUUUGAGUUGUUAGUUGCUGUUAAGACUAUUCUGACUACUUGCUAAACAUCUCACAGAACUGCUAGCAAAAUAGCUGUCUUAAUUAACAGUCUUGGCCUUUAUAAACAUCCUUCCAAAUCAGUAGAUGUGUAUAGAACACGUUUUAUGCCAACCAUUCUGCUAGGAGCUGAGUAUGCAAAGAGGAAAGGCAUUUCUAGUGUUACAAAGUUUAUGGUCUUCUGAAGAAGAGACAAGGAAAGCAAAUAUUACAAUGUAGAGUGAUACAUUUUGAGACAAGAAUAUCAGGGUUUGGGGCAGCAAGGAGGAAGCCACUCUUAAAUUGAAAUGAACACGGAGGAUUCGAAAAAUACCACACACAGUCUUGAAGGAUGAACAGGAGCUCAGUGAAGAAGAAAGGAUGAGGCCAUUCAAGGGUAAAGAGCAUGGUCUGCUCAGGCCACUGCAACUAUUUUGGCAUCGCUGAUGUAUAAAGCACGUGGAGGAGCAAGGAGAGGUAGGCAGGAGGGGCCCUGUGUACACUGGCUUACCCGUUGAUUUGGAGAGCUGUGAUAGUAUUCCUCUCUGUGCACUCACGGAAACCCUAUUGCAACUGGUGUUUGUGCAAACAACGUGCUGGAACUGAGAUGUAAACUGGUUUGCAUCUCCUUGUUCCCCUUUCUGGAAAGUAUAACCAGGUCCACCUAUUUGUAGGAGCUGCUGACAUAUUUAGGAGUAAAUUAAACUGAAUUGGAAAGCUUCUACCAUGGCUGACCGAUUCCCUUAUGUGUUCUAUCAUGAUACUAGUCUGAAAGUACUCUCCUUGAACCAUCUUAUCUUGGUAGAACUUAAUGCAUAACAUGAUGGUCUUAAUUCCUAGAACUGUUCUUUAGUAACAGUUUGUUGCUAUCAACCACCAGUUAUGCAUUUGGGGCUCUAUUUCUUGGUGGAGACAGAAGAUUUGUGUUGAUCCAUUCACACGUUUUAGAUCAGGGACCUUUGCAAUCUUUGCAAUUUCAAAGCUGCAGAAAGUGUCCAUAGGGUGAAACCAGUGCAGCUGGCCCACACUAAGCUCUGAUCCCAUCCUAGGAAUAAUAAAAUGAGCUAAACCCUUUGAAACUUAAACAAAGCCAAGUAAGUGGUUUUGGCCCACAGUGGUGAGUUAUGGCCCUUUUCUGGCGAGCCACAUUAAUACGACUCAGUGCCUCCUCUCCACAUUUUCUGGGGUCCUUGAUUCAAAACUGUAAAAAACAUUUCAUUUUGAAAUAAUUUUGGACUUCCAGGGAAGUUGCAAGAAGAGGACAGAGUUGCCAUAGGCCUUCCUCCCAACUUCUAAUGUUAACAACUUCACACAGCUGUGGUACAAGUAUUGAAACCAGGAAGUGACCAUUGACACAAUCCUACUAACUAAACUACAUACUGUAUUUAUAUUUCAUCUGUUUUCCCAAUAAUGUUUUUUUCAAUACAGGAUCCGUAUUCACCAGUGUCUCCUUCUGGGCUUUCUAUUCUAUUCCACUGGUCUAUUUGUCUCUUUGUGCACAGUACCAUGCUGUUUUAAUUAUGGAAACUUAAUAUUUUUAAUGUCUGGGAGAGCUAGUUGCCUCUUUUACUUUUUCAGUGUUUUCCUGGCUAUUCAUACAUGUUUGUUUCUCUGUGCAAACUUUAGUAUCAACCUGUCUAACUCCAUUAAAAAGUGUGUUGAUAUUUUUAUUGAGAUUGUAUUAUAUUAACUAAAGGAAAACGGACACCAUUACAAUUUUGAGUCAUCCUGUCCAAGAACAGGGGAUGUAUUGUUCAAGUCUACUUUUGUGCUUUUUCAGGGCUGUUUUAAAAUUUUCCUUCUAUAUGUUUUGCACAUUUCUUGUUAAGUUUAUCCUUAAGCAUUUAAUCUUUGUUGCUAGUAAAUGGGAUUUUCUCUGCCA
Camelus dromedarius (Arabian camel) is the source of this 12105-nucleotide messenger RNA. It is a transcript of the gene GPATCH2L, whose product is annotated as G-patch domain containing 2 like. The coding region runs from base 95 to 1585 and encodes 496 amino acids. Lineage: Eukaryota; Metazoa; Chordata; Mammalia; Artiodactyla; Camelidae. The record is from RefSeq and is a predicted model, not a curated record. The transcript has 11 exons. Gene Ontology annotation, cellular component: nucleus.